Molecule: messenger RNA, 4305 nt
Organism: Anthostomella pinea
Lineage: Eukaryota; Fungi; Ascomycota; Sordariomycetes; Xylariales; Xylariaceae
Source: the annotation of a GenBank genome assembly
AUGCCUUCAAAUUACGGCCAGAUUCUGGAUCCAGCCAAGAAGGGCAAGGCCAUCAAGUCUGCCUAUGACAGCGAGACGUUCGAUGCCGACGGCACUAUCCAUGUCCCUGGAAUGGUAGGGUCGGCCACAAUAUCACCCUGUGGACGCGACGUAGCUCUCGCAUCUCCAGAAGGCCUUGCUAUCAUCGACCUCGACUCCCCUUUCAGUCCCCCUCGGAGGCUGAGCAGCCAUGGACUGCCCUGGCUGGUGGUGGAUGUUCAGUGGUCUCCUUUCGCGGCGCGAGAGUUCUGGGUGGCUUCGACCGCAAACCACCGAUGCCUGGUCUGGAAUCUGAACCUGCGAGAGGACUCUGCAACGGGCGCCAUUGAGCAUUCUCUUCAGGGCCACAGUCGAGCCAUUACCGACAUCAACUUCUCGGCACAUCACCCUGAUCUGCUCGCCACAUGUGCAGUCGACGGCUACGUCCAUAACUGGGAUCUCCGAAAGCCAAGACAGCCUGUGCUGACUUUCUGCGACUGGUCGGCCGGAGCCACUCAGGUCAAGUACAACCGCCAAGAUCCUAACAUAUUGGCAUCUUCUCACGAUCGUUGGCUGCAUAUAUGGGACGACAGAAAACCCUCCAUACCCCUCAAGUCUAUCAGUGCGCACACUUCCAAGAUCUACGGUCUUGACUGGAACCGUACCGAGUCUACAAGUGUCGUCACAUGCUCUCUAGACAAGAGCAUCAAGUUCUGGGACUAUGCUGCCUCUGACGAACCCCAGCGCAUCAUCAGAACGGAAUUCCCCGUGUGGCGCGCCCGCCAUACACCAUUUGGAUGGGGUCUCCUCGCCAUGCCCCAGAAUGACCCCGGGAACCUCUAUUUGUAUGACAUUCGCUGCCGUGAAGAGGAGCCUGUGGACAAUACUGUUGACCCUUUGGCAAUAUUCCCUGGGCACGGGAAUCACAAAGUCAAAGAGUUUCUAUGGAGGGCUCGCGAUGUCGUCUCUGAUGAUGGGGUGGACAAUCGAGACUUCCAGUUGGUGUCCUGGGGCGAAGAUAACUAUCUCCGGCUACACAGAGUAGAUUUGCAGAUUUUGGAGUCAGUUGGCCACGUGAAAGGGGGGCAAGCUCGAAAAAUACCCAUGACACGCAAAGGAGCUGCCCACAAGACUUAUCGAGCAGCCGACGACCAUGCAAAUAAGGAGAAGAGGUCAGCUACGAUGAGUGAUCCUCGUCCUGGCAGUGGAGGUGGUCACCACAGACGCAGUGCUCUCACCCUCGGCAUGCAGACCAUGACGCCACACUAUUCUCGCACUAGCAGUGCAACUGCAUGGAAAGGUCCGUCGAUGAAGGCAAAGCCCACUGCCGCAAAAGGGGGUGAUCGAAGUCUUGACCAGCUUGGGUGGAUGAAAGGUAUCACGAUGAGUAAGAAGAAACUGGCGGCUGUUGGGACACCACAGAGAAAGGAAUCCAGAGACUCAACAAUGUUUGGUCCGAGUUUCCACGAUGAGCAUUGGGGCGAGCCAGAAACAUUGCAAGAGGAGAUCAUUCGUGUGAACCAGCAAUUGCCCAACGUUCAAUGGGAUAACGUUGAUAUGGAUGCACUCACUCUCAAAGCGUCCCUAAGGGGACCUUGGGGUACUGAGGGCGAUACCAUUUACAUCAAGGUUAAGGUCGAUAUUCCUACCAAUUACCCAAAAUCGAGGUCACCUAAAUUCCUGGUCGAGAAGACUGCCUUGAUGGCGGACGACACGUACAAGAAGCUUGAUCAAGAAGUGAACCAACUGGCUAGCCAGUUUUCGAAGAAACGUCAGAACUGCCUGGAGGUUGCCUUCAGCUAUCUUCUCGGAGAGAUAGAUCUAUCGAGUAGUGAUGCAUUCUUCAAGAAUGUCAAGGAUCUGGACGAUGAUCUCGGCGGUCUCGAGGACGAGAGUUCGAGUGACGAGGAAGACAACGAGAUUCCCCCGGGUGGUUCGGCGACCAUGUCCCAAGAAUUGACUGCCAGUGUUGAGCUCGACGCAACCCUAGCACCAAUCAAUCGACCUACGAUACCACCUCUUCCUCGUCUCUGCGGUGGCAGAUUUUCGAAUGACGGAAAAUUGGUCUGCUUCUUCCCUACUAAGGAAGAGAAAGCUAAGGCUUUGCUUUUCACUCCCACCGAAUCCUACAAGGAGCGCCCCAAAGGCGAGCCUACCUUUGCCGGUUUUGGCCGACUUCAGCAAGACUCGACUCCUCCGAGAAGGCGGAACAUGAACGAUGAACUGUCUGCAACAGAUGACCACUCCGAGUCGGAAGCAUCCGAGGAUUCUUCGAGUUCUAGUGACUCCGAGACCACCUACAUGCACAAGAUCAACAUGUGGUAUUUACCGGGCCGACGAUUCAGGAAGACAUUCAGCGGCACUCACUCCAUGCACUCAAGUGGUGGAGGAACUGGUAUUGGCACUGGUACCGGAACUGGAACCAGCCGACGGCGCCCUGCAAGACCGAAAAAUGUUGUGUCUAUAUAUAACCUUUGCGAUGAGCUGCCUUCUAAGCGGGAAUUCGCCCACGAGUAUAUCAUAUUCGGGGAUGGUGCCGCUGUGUGUGAGCACAACGCUGACGUGGCACAUAAGUACGGACGACACGACCUGGUCGAUAUCUGGAAGUACGCGGCUUUGCUGCUUCGAAAGGAGAUCCCGCUGGAACUCUUUGGCAACGACGAGAAACGCAUUCUAGUCAUUGCCAAAGACGCAGUCGCUCGUUUUGGCGACAACGGGCAUGCUGCCAGUCGCUCUGCUGAUGCUCCCCUGACUGGGCGAGUCAAGUGGGGUCAGCAUCCUCUCGCGAAGGGCUUGAUCAGUGAUCUAUUUGACCACUUUGAAAGACUUGCCGACAUACAGAUGCUUGCUAUGCUCUCAUGCAUAUUUAGCGAGUCGUCGACCGAGGACAGCGUUGCGUACGCGGAGUCGCACCUGACCCAGCCGGAGACGCCACUGCCCAUGAAGGCACCGUCGUUCUCGCUGGAUUAUUUCCCCACGGACGCGUCUCUGUGGCAUGCUGAUAGCACCAUGGCCAAAGCCCAGCUGGACUCGGCGAUCUCGACGCCCAAGACGCUGCACACUCCAGUUCAAGUCGUUGGUUCCUAUGGGUCUGAGGAGGGUGCAUGGGCUGGUGAGCCCGAGUCCACUUCCUACUCAUGUGGCGAGACGCCUCCGACCAGAACGCCAAAAGACCACAUGUCGGAGGGUGACCCUACUCAGAGCUUGUCUACAUCGCCUGAGAACAGGCUACUCCGUCGCGCCAACACUGCACUAACCUCGAGUCUUGCCAGCUUUCCCAGGCCUUUCGCCACUGCCGCAUCAACAUCACCCCCCAACCGGAAACAUCCUAGCCCGGGCGAAAACUUCCUUGCCAAUCUGGCCCCCUCAAACAUCACUUGGGGUGGUUCCACCAUCCUAGGACCUACGUCGGAUCCGUCCGCUCCGACACACAAUUCGUAUUCUGACGAGGAAUCGCGGCCGGCUGAUGCUCCUCCUCUUGUCUGUUACGGCAUAUCCAUCGAGAUGGCGGACCAGACCAUGUUUGAUGACGACGGCUGGUCGGCGGUGCCUUUUCUUGAGCCUUCACGCACCGUCACGUAUGCCAACUACCGGUACGCAUACGCCGAGAUGCUUCAAAUGUGGGGUCAACCUCUGGCUCGCCUUGAGAUCAUGAAGUUCAAUGUUCUCAAAGAUGACGUGCCGGGUCCCCAGCCUGGCGUGAAAGGAUUCAACGAUUCAUACCACAGCACCGAAAACACGAGCCAUGCGUCGCAAUCGCACCUAGUCCUGGGCAAGAAGGAACACUUGCAAUCGUUGAUCACAUCAGGCCGCGGCCUCGAUGUUACCGGCAUAUGUCGCGUGCACGAAACUCACCUGGAUCCCAUCCGAUCGAUGCAGGCGGGCGCAACAGCUGGCGGUGCAGUUGGGAGCUGCGAGCGCUCGGGUGAUGAGUGUGAUUGCGUCGAAGAGGCAAGCAGCGGUCAGGUCGAGACCUGGGCCGCCAUGGUCGGUGCCCUGCGACAAGGCAAAGUUCGCAAGGCAUUUGAAGAGAAAGAAGAAAGGAGUUCCCGCGCAAAGCGUGGGUCAAUAGAUAAGAACGACUGGGAAAACAUCGCCACGGGAGCAAACUUGCCGCUCGCCGAUGGGCAGGGCAAGCCCCUCGAGCAGCACCAAUCUCAGCCACCUAUCUCGGCUGCUAGAAUAAGUUUGGGGAAUCGGCUGCGCAAGAGCGCUGGCAGUUGGGGCAGCACGGCGUCAUUGCGCAAGAAAUCUGGAAGUGUGAGCUCUGGAUUGGCCAGACGAUGA